Messenger RNA from Myzus persicae (green peach aphid), 2877 nucleotides. It is a transcript of the gene Uba2, whose product is annotated as SUMO-activating enzyme subunit 2. Lineage: Eukaryota; Metazoa; Arthropoda; Insecta; Hemiptera; Aphididae. The record is from RefSeq and is a predicted model, not a curated record. Bases 546 to 2510 code for a protein of 654 amino acids. Gene Ontology annotation, molecular function: SUMO activating enzyme activity. Gene Ontology annotation, biological process: protein sumoylation. Gene Ontology annotation, cellular component: cytoplasm; SUMO activating enzyme complex. The transcript has a single exon.
CUGGUAUCAUACAAUUUUGAACCGCUUUAAAAAUGUGUAUAGCCGUAAUGCUGUAAAGCCUAUAAACAUUUGUGAACUGUUCAAUCAAACGCGGUGACUGAGUACUGAGUGUUUACACUGAGUCGCGGACGCCGAGACGCUUUAUGCCAUUGGUCCUAGAUUUUAAUAGUAAUUUUGUAGUAACUAUAUCUAUACUGUAUGUAAUAACCUAAACCGAAUCCGCCAUUACGAGAUUCUUACACUAGCGGCUUUCACGUUUGGCACCCGUUCUCGGAUUCCCGCCAUAGUUCAUCUUGCUGUUGGCUGUGAGUAAGUUGUGUUUGCUCUUUUGAUUUACUUGCGACCCGCGAGAGUUUCGUUUUACUACCAGUCCGAGUUCUGCCGUAGCUGUUGUUUUUUGUCUCCGUCAUCUGCUCUCAUUACCUCCGGGUCCCGAAAACCACGAGGACGCUUGCCGCGCUGAAUACCUACGCUCAUCGUGACGCCGUGUGCGAACAUCUGAAUAGAAUCUCAAGCGGCUUGUACACAAGACAUACGGUGCGAACAUGGCGGCCACCAUUGCUGGAGUGUUUCACCCUGAAUUACAAAAUCUCAUCAAAGAGUCCAAAGUCCUAUUGGUGGGCGCGGGUGGUAUUGGCUGCGAGGUUCUCAAAAACCUCGUGUUGACUGGAUUUGGCGAACUGGAGGUGAUCGAUCUGGAUACCAUCGAAGUGAGUAAUUUGAACCGUCAGUUCCUGUUCUCCAAGGAGUCGGUGGGCAAAGCUAAAUCACAUGUCGCUAAAGAUAGCGUACUUAAAUUCAACCCUAACGUCAACAUUACGUCGCACUUGGGCGACAUUAUGGACACUAAGUAUGGCGUGGCGUUCUUCAAUAAAUUCCAAUUGGUCAUAAACGCUUUAGAUAACAAGAAGGCGCGUAGCCAUGUGAAUCGUAUGUGUCUCUCAUGUCAAAUCCCUCUAAUUGAAUCCGGUACGAUGGGCUACAACGGUCAAGUAGAGUUCAUUAAAAAAGGAGUUAGUAUGUGUUAUGAAUGUAAUCCGAGAUCUGAACCCAAGACUUAUCCUAUGUGCACAAUCAGAAACACGCCCAAAGAGCCUAUUCACUGCAUCGUAUGGGCGAAGUUCUUAUUUAGUCAAUUGUUUGGUGAAUCCGAUGAGGAUGUCUCCAUGGAAGAGGCUGAUCAAGAUGGUUCCGAAAAAUUAUCUGCCCAUAAUUGGGCAGUUAGAAACAAGUUCGAUCCAAAGAAAUUAUUCAAAAAAAUAUUUUUUGACGACAUCAACUAUUUGUUGAAAAUGCCAGACUUGUAUGCUGAAAAGAAAAUAAAACCUGUUCUUUUAGACGAAUCGCUCUUAGAUCAAGAACAUGUUGAGUAUAGUCAUGUACUCGACAGUGAUAUGUUAACCCUACAACAAUGUGUUUCGAUGUUUAUAGAUAGUGUUACUGAUAUUAAAGAAAAAUGGGAAAAAUCCGAGAAUUUGAGCUUAAUAUGGGACAAGGAUGAAGAUUCGUUUAUGAACUUUGUUGUGUCUUGCAGUAAUAUACGAUCAGCGAUAUUCAAUAUUCCUUUUAAAACUCAUUUUGAUAUCAAGUCGAUGGCAGGCAACAUUAUUCCUGCCAUUGCCACCGCAAACGCAAUCAUUGCUGGACAAAUCGUUAUCCAUGCCUUAAGAAUCCUUCGAGGAAAUUAUGAACGCUGCCAGAGUGUUUUCCUAAGAAAUAUGCCUAACCAUAAAGGGGGAGUACUAGUAAAAGACAACCAACUACAACCACCUAACCCUAAAUGUGCGGUGUGUUCCUCGGAAGGAGAAAUUAUAUUGAUGACUGACGUGGACAAUUUUACUGUAAGACAGUUGGAAGACCUUGUAUUGAUGAAAAAACUGAAUAUGGUUGCACCUGAUGUGACAAUAUUCGAUAGAGUUAUAAUAUCCAGCGAUGAAGAAGAUGACGUAGACUUGUACCAUAAAUCGUUAGCAGAAGUGGGUUUGAUUGACGGAUCCAGCUUUGUGGCAGAUGAUGUAUUCCAAAAUUUUAGUAUAAAAAUAAGGAUAUAUCACGAAGAAAAGUCUGAUGAAGAACAGCCGGAUUUCCAAGUGUUCAGCACUAUGAAUGAUUUGCUUACUGCUAAUGAAAUUAAAAAAGAGGAAGAAUCUGAAAAUGACGAGGAUGAUUGUGUGAUGCAGAAGGAUGUAAGUUCUGUUGGAAAAAGUGAAUGUGACAACAAUGAAGAUACAGGAGAUUCUAAUCAUGUAUUGGUUAGCGAAGAAAACAUCAGCAACGAAGAAGAAGGUGAAGAAGAACUGGCUUACGAAGGUGAAGAAGAAAUGGCUUCCGAAGAAGGUGGAGAAGAAAUGGCUUGUGAAGAAGAAAUUGCUUACGAAGAAGGUGCAGUAGAAAUUGAUCAUGAAGAAGUCAGCGAUGACGAAAUUAGCAAUGAAGAGAUAUUAGCAAUCAAAAGAAAAGCUGAUGAUGCGGUUGAAGACAGUGAUCCUAAGAAAAGCCGUACGGACUAAAAUACUUUUAAGUGAUUUCUAUUAACAGUCAAUUUGAACUGAUGUAUCUUAAUAUACAUAUUCAAACAUGAAACAAUAAUGUUGAUUUACCUAUUUUGAUGUUCCUCUUUAGUACUACUGUUACUUAGUAAAUUUCAUAUUCUAAUAAUCAGACUAGGUACAUCAAAAUUUGUAUUUUCAUGAUAGUGUGUAUUAACUGCUAAUUAUUAUUUUUUGCUAACCGACUUAUAAAGAAGAAAUUAAUUCAUGUAUCAAUAUUUUUUAUUUAUACGUGUAUAGGUUUAAGGUUUUAGCUUGUAUGAAAUUUUAUUUGUAUUGUCUUUGAGAUAAAAUUAAAACUAACUCCCUGGUUAAAUUGCUUAAAUGA